Molecule: messenger RNA, 517 nt
Organism: Diatraea saccharalis (sugarcane borer)
Lineage: Eukaryota; Metazoa; Arthropoda; Insecta; Lepidoptera; Crambidae
Source: the annotation of a GenBank genome assembly
GCUCCACUUUGCUCUGUAUUUCUUUAAAAUCUUAUUUUCUUCUUUCUUCCUUGAAUUUGUAAAAAUAGAAAAGAAUAUGAACUUAAAUGUGGCAUCUUUUGGUAAAUAUAUCUGGAACUCUCAGAGUCUCGCUGGAUACGGGUAUCAGCAGGUACGAAAUAAAUGGGCCAACUGGCUUAUGAUAAGAGAUGUCAAGAGGCGCCGCAUGAGUGCCGAGAACUUCCUUGAGAGGACUCGUAUCAAUGCUAUGAGAAGAAAUGAUGUCCUACCAGUGGAGAUCAGGGAACUAGCUGAUAAAGACAUAAAUAAGUUUGAAAUGAAUGCAAUCCCUCUAAGAAUAAAUAAUAGAUGUGCUGUGACAUCAAGACCUCGAGGAAUAGUUAAGGAAUGGAGAUUGAGCCGUAUUGUGUGGAGACAUCUGGCAGACUACAAUAAACUCUCAGGAGUACAAAGAGCUAUGUGGGGUUAAAUUUACUUUGAAUAAGUCACAUAUGUACAUUAAACAAUAGGAAUUUCA